This is a messenger RNA of Formica exsecta, 2154 nucleotides long. It is a transcript of the gene Awh, whose product is annotated as LIM/homeobox protein Awh-like. NCBI's taxonomy places the organism in Eukaryota, Metazoa, Arthropoda, Insecta, Hymenoptera, Formicidae. Bases 274 to 1179 code for a protein of 301 amino acids. Gene Ontology annotation, biological process: neuron differentiation; regulation of transcription by RNA polymerase II. The transcript has 6 exons. The record is from RefSeq and is a predicted model, not a curated record. Gene Ontology annotation, molecular function: DNA-binding transcription factor activity, RNA polymerase II-specific; RNA polymerase II transcription regulatory region sequence-specific DNA binding. Gene Ontology annotation, cellular component: nucleus.
CUCCCGUACGCGGUGUCAUGGUGCGCCUCUCGCGCGUCGCUGUCGCCUCCUCGCAUGGCGCUUAACUAACGAAUCGCCGGCGGUGUUCGCGGCGUCGUUACAUCUCGUACUUACAUCUUGGCGAACCUCUUGGCGUGUCGCGGUCGCGUCGUGACGCCGUCGUGCGAUGUCGCGAGAUCGACGGCAACCGUGAACUCCGAUAUCGAGACCCGACAUCUGCUGCAAACGGUGCUAUUCAGGGGUCUACGGAAACCGUUCUCUCGAGGAAGAAUUAUGAAGACGGAAGUCGAAGACACGAGCGGCGACGGAGCGUGCGACGGCGGCAUCGGCGGGUCCAAUCUCUCCUGUCCCGAGGGCACCAGCGGCCUGGUCGUCGGUCCGGAAACGUCACCCAAUGUAAUGGAGUGCGGUGGAUGCGGCGAGCGCGUACGAGAGCGGACCGUCCUGUGCGUGGGCGGACGUACGUGGCACUCCAGGUGCCUGAGGUGUUGCGCCUGUGCCAGGCCGUUGCACGAUCAGCACUCUUGCUUCCUGAGAGGCAUGCGGCUCUACUGCAGGCACGACUAUGCCCUAGCUUUCGGCGCAAAGUGCGCAAAAUGCGGACGCAGCGUGGGCGCCGGGGAUUGGGUGAGAAGGGCCAGAGAAAGGGUUUAUCAUCUGGCUUGCUUCGCGUGCGACGCUUGCUCGCGUCAGCUGUCGACCGGCGAGCAGUUUGCUCUCGUGGACGCCCGAUUGCUUUGCAAGGCGCACUAUCUCGACGUCGUCGAAGGCAACAAUACGUCCUCCGAUGAAGGCGGUGACUCGGAGAGUGGCCACAAGGGUGGUAACAAGGCGAAGAGGGUCAGGACGACUUUUACCGAGGAGCAGCUCUCCGUCCUACAAGCGAAUUUUCAAUUGGACAGCAAUCCCGACGGUCAGGACCUCGAAAGGAUAGCGCACGUAACCGGGCUCAGCAAGAGGGUGACGCAAGUGUGGUUCCAGAAUUCGAGAGCGAGGCAGAAGAAGCACCUUCACACGGGCAAGAUGAAAGGACAGCACGAUAGGAAUUUUUACAGUGCAUCAGUCGCCACCAAACUCUACCGCGUCGCCCAACGAUUUCAGUCGUCACAUCAACUUACAUCUAACAUACUCGUUUCAACAUCAGCAACAGCAUCAGCAGCAACAACAGCCGCAGCUUAGUCCGGCCACGUGUAAAAGUCCCACGGGUUCCAUUUAUCAUAAUCACGGAUCAGAACAGUCGAUGGACGAGCUCUCGCAAGAUUCGAUGCUGCUGUCCAUGCCGAACGAGGUUUAAUGACACCGGCGAUUCGACAUAUUGUAAAUAUAAACACGUAUCGAUUUAAAAGUGUCAGAGGUAAGGGAUACAGACCUCGCGGAGAAGCAUCUCAAGCUCAAGUCCCGAUAUCGUUUCACUUAUCCUGGUCAAGGUGCAAGUUUUUAUCGUCGCGCUGUCUUCGAUGACGCGCUUUUGAGUUAUACUCGCAGCGCAUAUGCCUCUCGGUGUUAAAUCUAUCGAAGUGAAUAUUGUUCGCACGAAAAAAUCGACGGAUAUAAAUAGAAAUGUGCGUGUGUGCAUCUGAAUAUGUGUGCUUGUAUGCGGGUAUGAUGUGUGCGUGCGCGCAUGACUUCGUCCUAUAUUUUAUGAAUCGAUCUCUCUGUUUACCUCUUGGUUGUGUUUGAUAAUUUUGUACUUGAUCUUCCCUUUUCCUUCUUUCUCUCCUCUCUCCCUCUUCGUUUUUCUAUUUUUUUCUUCUCGCGUUGGUGCCUGAUGAUGCAACCAGGAAGGCGACCGCUUCCAUGGACGAUAAAACGAACGUAGGCGUAAAAGAGAGACGGAUACGCGUCAUCGAAGGCGCAUUCGCGUCGACGGAAUAUUCGCGUAUCCUGUAGCAAUGCUUGAAAUGAAAGUAUCUUUCGUAGUAUCUCGAUAGUCGCCUAAAAAGAACAUUUAAUAUGAAUGUACUGUGAUGUAAAUAUUGUAAACUAAACUAAAUAUAUAAAUAUAUACGAUUGCACACGUUGAACAAAAAGAAAAGGAGCUCUUUGUCUCCCAAUCAUCUCCCUCUAAAUAUUUUCCAUGCACAAUGUCUUUUUUUUAAAUUAUUUAAAUUAUUUAAUUAAAUUUUAAUAAGUCUAAUUAUCUGUAAAAGAUCU